UUUCCAACACUGGAUGAGCACAUGGGUUCGCACGGGUAAACAAAAACCCAAAACAAGGAAAAUUCUUCAAUAGAUUUUCUUAAUUUCUGCUUCGUGGCAUUUUAUGAGAGUGGAAAGUUGACUAAACAUCCUCCCGACAACAUGACCAAGAAGAAGGCCCCAAAGAAGAAGUUGGAGAUAGUCUUUGACGAAAAGAAUCGUCGUGAAUUUUUGACUGGAUUUCGAAAGCGGAAAAACGAGAGGCGAUCGCGGGCCAAGGCUCAGUUGGAGAAGGAACUGAAGGAGGAACGCAAACGCAUCCGGCUCGAGGUGAAAGAAGGAUUCAAGCACUUGAAAAAGUCCUAUGAGCCGCUGCGCGAACUCACCGAGGAGGACAAGACCGAAGAUGGCCAGCCAAAGGCACAGGAGGAAUCGUACGAAGACGAAGAGGUGCAGGUCAAGAUCGUGGAACUGACCACCAACGAGCUGGCAGCUCAGCGGAACAUGCUCGGCGCCAACACUGCCGAGGAGAGUGAGGAGGAAGAGAAGGAGUCUGAGAGCGAGGAGGACGAAUCCACCCAAGCCAACAGAAUACCCGGCAUGGACUUUGAUCCCCAAGCAUCCCGAAAACGGAAACCCGACACACAGGAGGCGGAGGAGGACGAAGAGGAGAAGCCAAAGAAAAAGAAAUCCGAUCCAGACAUCAAGAGUAAAAAGGACAUCGACCGGCUAAUGAAGACGGGGACCCUCAACAAGAUGCACAAGAGCAAGCUGUUCAAGAAGAAGGAGCUACUCGACAAGAAGAACAACCAGAAGAAAGCGAAACGUGACCGCUACCAUACCAUCAAGAGCGUGCCCAAGCAUCAGCGCAAGAAGCUAAAGUUGGGAUUCAAAAAGCAGCAGACACGCUACCACAAGGGCCGCAUGAUGAACAAGAAGGAGCUCCGCAAGAAACGCAGUGGCGGAGGCGACUGAGACAUGCGUAUAGUUUUAUAAUUGAUCGUAGUUUGUGUUACGGUUUAUUUACUAUUACUCUAGUUGAUCAAAUAAACGGUUUUAUUUCUGGCUUGUACAGUAAUUUUGCUAAUGCGCCGGAUGUCCACACA
Molecule: messenger RNA, 1085 nt
Organism: Drosophila bipectinata
Lineage: Eukaryota; Metazoa; Arthropoda; Insecta; Diptera; Drosophilidae
Gene: vito
Product: nucleolar protein viriato
Cellular component (GO): nucleolus
Molecular function (GO): rRNA binding
Source: RefSeq, a predicted model, not a curated record